Molecule: messenger RNA, 1945 nt
Organism: Phragmites australis (common reed)
Lineage: Eukaryota; Viridiplantae; Streptophyta; Magnoliopsida; Poales; Poaceae
Product: probable galacturonosyltransferase-like 4
Exons: 1
Coding region: 387-1466 (359 amino acids)
Cellular component (GO): Golgi apparatus
Molecular function (GO): glycosyltransferase activity
Source: RefSeq, a predicted model, not a curated record
CUCCUCCAACCCUCUAAUCUCAAUCAAGCACAAAUUAAACACCCUGUCCAUUUGGAGUCCAAACCAGAUAAGUAGGAAAUUAACAUGCAUGUGGGAAAUGAUAUGAUUGGGAUGAUGAUGAUUAGUGCAUGUGCCAUCUAAGUAUAGGCAGCUGGAGCACAUACGCCGGCAGGCCAUCGCUAGGCGUCUGCGUCUCCUCCGUCCGUCCGUCGCUGCCUAGCUUGUCUCCCGUCCCUCCGCGCGCGCGCGCCCCUGCCAACUUUAUCCUCCCUCCUCAAACACCACCGGGCGGCGAUGGUGGCACCCUCCCCCUGCUAGCUAGCUAGCCAGCACCCGUCUCCCCGCGCGCCCGGUCGGCCCUUCCCGUGGCAGCAAGGACGACCAGGAUGGCACCCACCACAGCCGCCCCGCGCCUCAUCCGGUCCUCGGCGGUGAUGCCCGGCGGGCUCCUGCUGCUGGCGCUGCUGCUAGUCGGCGUGACGGAGGUGUCCAGCAUCCGGGUCGACGUCAUCCGGCUGCCGUCGGCGGCGCCGUUCCCGGCCUUCAGGGAGGCCCCGGCGUUCCGCAACGGCGACGAGUGCCCGCCGCGCGGGUCCGCGGACGGCCGGGUGGACAUCGCCAUGACGCUGGACGCCAACUACCUCCGGGGCACCAUGGCGGCCGUGUUCUCCAUCCUGCAGCACACGGCGUGCCCGGAGAACGUGGCGUUCCACUUCCUGGCGGCCCGGCGGGACCCGGACCUGCUGGCGGCCAUCCGCGCCACGUUCCCGUACCUCGACCCCAGCGUGUACCGCUUCGACCCCUCGCGCGUGCGGGGCCGCAUUUCCCGCUCCGUGCGCCACGCGCUGGACCAGCCACUCAACUACGCGCGCAUCUACCUCGCCGACACGCUGCCCGCCGACGUGGGCCGGGUGAUCUACCUCGACUCCGACGUGGUGGUCGUCGACGACGUCCGCAAGCUCUGGUCCGUGGACCUCGGAGGCCACGUGGUGGCCGCGCCCGAGUACUGCCACGCCAACUUCACCAAGUACUUCUCCGACGCGUUCUGGUCCGACGCGGAGCUCAGAGCCACGUUCCGCGGCCGCCGGCCGUGCUACUUCAACACGGGCGUCAUGGUGAUGGACGUGGCCAAGUGGCGCCUCGGCGGGUACACCAGGCGGGUGGAGGAGUGGAUGGCGGUGCAGAAGCAGAAGCGGAUCUACCACCUCGGCUCGCUGCCGCCGUUCCUGCUGGUGCUCGCCGGCGACAUCAAGCCGGUGGACCACCGGUGGAACCAGCACGGGCUCGGCGGCGACAACAUGGAGGGAAAGUGCCGGAGCCUGCACCCGGGGCCCAUCAGCCUGUUGCACUGGAGCGGCAAGGGGAAGCCGUGGCUGCGGCUCGACUCGCGGAAGCCCUGCACCGUCGACUACCUCUGGGCGCCCUACGACCUCUACAAGGCCGCGGCGACCGCGCUCGAGGAGUGAACCACCCAACCGUGCGUGCGCCGCCGCGAACAGAUCGAGUCCGAAGGGCACAUCGGCGACGAAGGAGAGGAAGUGGUGUACGUACGCAUUCGGCGCAUGCAAUGAAAUGCACGCAUGCAUGCACACUUCGAUCUCGACAUGUGCAUGCAUCAUGCAAAUGCAUGCAACGAACUUCGAUCGAGGUGGGAGCUCAAGGAUGGAGGACUGGAGGACGAAUCUAGUUUGGAAGAUAUUGAUCAAGACCGGAGGAGGGAAUAUUAAUACAUGUGUAGCUCUCUUUUUUCCCUCUCGCUUUGGGUUCUCACACGAUUCUGCCCUUCGAUUCGUCGUGUUUGUAGAGGUCAUGUGGUCAGUCGGGCUGGUGUGUUGUGAAGAGAUUAGCGUGGUGCAGUUGGGGAAAGUUAAACAUUAACAAAACCAUGUAUGUAUGUUUGCAUGCACUACUGAAAACACACACAGACAGGGAAAAAAAAACAAUC